UUGCUAUUUAGAUAUUCGAAAAAAAGCUUAUCAUUUGCUCUAAGUUCUUUUCUCAGGAGUCACCACUGUCCUAUUUGCAAAAUGUGUGUUCUUCGAAAGGACCACCACUGUUUUAUUACUGGCGCUUGCGUUGGACUUGGAAAUCAACGGUAUUUCAUCACUUUUUUGUUUUGGUGCUUCGUUGGGCUACUAACCUCUAUGCUUGGAUUUCUCUACUGUGUUGGACCUAUUGCUGUUGUUCGUUGGAUUGUCGGGUUAACGAACUUUCUUCAUGCAUUCAUCUGUACGAUAUUUUCAUUCAUUCUUGUCAGUGUAGUCGCAUCUGGUGUAUGUGUAUGUGGCUGUGUUUGUGUCUGUGCAUAUAACUGUGUUCUUUGUUUCAUUGAAAUCAGAUACAUCAGCGCGACAAUCGGAGAGCGAUUCCGUUUGAUAUUUGGCCGUUACUGGAUCGUAAAUUUCUUAUUCCCACUUUUCUGGAAUCCUCAGCUCCUUACUGCUGAAAUCGCUACCAAUUUGUUUCGUGUUAGAAGCAAGCAACUCUAA
Angiostrongylus costaricensis is the source of this 543-nucleotide messenger RNA. The record is from the annotation of a GenBank genome assembly. Lineage: Eukaryota; Metazoa; Nematoda; Chromadorea; Rhabditida; Metastrongylidae.